AUGGAUAGUUUUAGACCACCUGAAAACCCAAACCCAUAUGGUCCACCAGCACCUCCACGUUCAGACCCACCUUCACAACGAGGAUAUCGAGGGGGAAACCGUCGAAGGUCAAGAGAUAAGAGUCAAGAUAGCGGUUGGAGAUCUCGACAAUAUAAUGAACGCAACUUACGGUCAUACCGUGAUGGGGGUUCAACGUACAGAGACGGUUCAUAUUGCAGAGAAGGUGCAGCAUCUCGUGAUAGGAGAGAUAGUUGGGGUCAUCGACAUUAUAAUGACAGGUCCUCACGUUAUGGACGUGAUAAUAAUAAUGGACCGUCAAGAAACAGACAACAGGAAAGGCAACCUCCUUGGCAUCAAGACCGGUACCAUCAACAAUAUCAACAUCAAAAUGGGAUUGCGCAGAAUAAUUGGAAUUCCACAAGUCUUGCCGGAUCAUCUGGACCGCAUGGGCAUCACGGACCACAUCCUCCUGUGUCACACGGACCUACAAUGAUCCCAGUUCCAGGUCAACAUGCUCCAGGUUUAUCACCACAACUUGGACCCCCGGGUGUAUCUGGACAUGUUAAUUUACAUGGCUCACAUGUUCCUCCAGGGCCGCCUGGUCAAAUUGGCCAACAGGCUCAACAUAAUCAGAAUCAAUCAGGACAUUUGGGUCACCUAGGGCAACAUGAGCAUCACGAGAGGCAGCCUGCGCAAUUAGUACAACCAGGAGCACCUGGAACUCAUCCGGUUCUUCCUCAUUACGAACAAACACCAUAUCAGGAGCCUGCACCAUUUCAAGGACAAUUACCUCCUCAGAUACCGACCUGGGAUCAAAAUUAUCAUCCACAACCUCCUGGUCAUCAUUACCAGGAGACGUAUUAUCAUCCAUACGAUCAUUAUCAAAACCAAUAUAAUCCUUAUAUGAAUGGUGCUGAUAGUAUGGGAUAUAAUCAUCAUAUGGAAAAUAAGCACGCGAUGCCACCCCAACCACCCCAACCUCCACAACCUCCAAAUCCACCACAUGCCAACAUUCAUAUGAAUGUAAAUAAUGUACAACUGACUACACAGCUGCGAUCACCGAUAUCGCCACAUACGUCUUACCCACAGUCAUCGAUGCCAAUACAAUCGAUACAACCAACUCAUAUAUCGCAGCAACCAACAGUAGGGACAAGAUCUGUAAAGUCUCAUGUAUCUCCGAUUGAAGUCACUCCGGUGACCGUUAAAAAAUGUGCCGAGUUAUAUGAAAUCUUGAGUCAAGUAGGAGAGGGCACCUACGGUAAGGUUUACAAAGCAAGAAAUCGCGAGACAAAAGAAAUAGUGGCAUUGAAGAAGAUACGUAUGGAUCCAGAGAAAGAAAAGGAAGCUGGGCAGUUUCCUCUCACGGCAAUUCGUGAAAUUAAACUCUUGCAACAAUGCAAACACAAAAACGUCGUGCAACUAAAGGAGAUAAUGGUUUUCCAAGGCUUCGUAUACAUGGUCUUUGAAUAUAUGGCACAUGACCUAACCGGUGUUCUCGCGAACCCGAAGCUCAAAUAUGAAUCACAACACGUAAAAUGCCUUAUGAAGCAAACUUUAGAAGGUUUAGCCCACCUUCACGAAAAUGGAAUUUUACAUCGUGAUAUAAAAGGCUCAAACAUUUUAUUAAACAAUCGUGGAGAAGUAAAGUUGGCGGAUUUCGGACUCGCCCGUCAAUUUGAUAUUAAAAAUAAGCACGAUUACACCAAUCGUGUAAUAACGUUGUGGUAUAGACCCCCAGAGUUAUGUCUCGGAGCAACAGAAUAUAGUUGUGAGGUCGAUUUAUGGAGUGUAGGAUGCAUAAUGAUGGAAUUAAUAACGGGAAAACCAUUGUUUCAAGGUAAAGACGAGUUUUCACAACUGGAUAGCAUCUUCAAUUUGAUGGGCGUGCCAGACAAAAAAGAGUGGCCCGAAAUAACGGACCUAUCAUGGUAUGCAAUGGCAAAACGAAAUGGUCCGAAAGGUUCUAAAUUCCGUGAACAUUUCGAACAUAUGUUAUCUCCGUGUGCACUUCAGUUGGUCGAAUCACUACUUUCAGUAAAUCCAAAGAAAAGGCCGUCGGCUCUUAAAGCACUAAAUUAUACUUAUUUCACGACUGAAAGUCCACAUGCUUGUUCACCCUCAGAGCUUCCCGAAAUCUUAGGAGAUUGGCACGAAUACGAAUCAAAACAAAAAAACAAGAAAGCUAAUCCAUAG
Molecule: messenger RNA, 2193 nt
Organism: Funneliformis caledonium
Lineage: Eukaryota; Fungi; Glomeromycota; Glomeromycetes; Glomerales; Glomeraceae
Source: the annotation of a GenBank genome assembly